Xenopus tropicalis (tropical clawed frog) is the source of this 1276-nucleotide messenger RNA. It is a transcript of the gene skic8, whose product is annotated as SKI8 subunit of superkiller complex. Gene Ontology annotation, cellular component: nucleus; cytoplasm; Cdc73/Paf1 complex. The coding region runs from base 125 to 1042 and encodes 305 amino acids. Lineage: Eukaryota; Metazoa; Chordata; Amphibia; Anura; Pipidae. The record is from RefSeq and is marked provisional. The transcript is spliced from 11 exons.
AUCAAAGCGCGACUUCUAUGGCCGCGGGGAAACUUGGAGACUAGAAACAGCAACGAGGAUUGUAUGAAAGCUAAGAAAAACAACAGCGGAGUUCCUGGAUUAUUUCUCACUGUGAGCUGCGAAUAUGAGUACACAGUACAGCAUUCUUUUCAAGCAGGAACAUGCCCAUGAAGAUGCAAUAUGGUCAGUAGGAUGGGGGAAAAACUCAAAUGAUGGGUCAGAGCUGGUGAUCAGUGGUUCCCUGGAUGAUUUGGUCAAGGUGUGGAAAUGGUCUGAUGAACGGUUGGAGCUACAGUCUACACUGGAAGGCCAUCAGCUAGGUGUGGUGUCAGUGGAUGUCAGCCCUAGUGGGAACAUAAUGGCUUCCAGUUCCUUAGAUGCUCACAUUCGCCUGUGGGAUCUUGAGAGUGGGAAGCAGAUCCGCGCCAUUGAUGCAGGACCAGUGGAUGCUUGGUCUGUAGCUUUUUCUCCUGACUCCCAACACCUUGCAACUGGAAGCCAUGUGGGAAAAGUAAACAUCUUUGGUGUGGAGACAGGGAAGAAGGAAUAUUCACUGGAUACAAGAGGGAAAUUUAUCCUCAGCAUUGCAUAUAGCCCAGAUGGGAAAUACUUAGCUAGCGGAGCCAUUGAUGGAAUCAUAAACAUAUUUGAUAUUGCUACAGGGAAACUCCUCCACACGUUGGAAGGACACGCCAUGCCUAUUAGAUCCCUGACUUUCUCCCCUGAUUCCCAGCUGCUGGUUACUGCAUCAGAUGAUGGAUAUAUCAAGAUUUAUGAAGUACAACAUGCCAGUUUGGCUGCCACCUUGAGUGGGCAUGGCUCCUGGGUGCUGAAUGUGGCAUUCUCUCCAGAUGAUACUCAUUUUGUUUCCAGCUCUUCUGAUAAAAGUGUAAAGGUCUGGGAUGUAUCUGCCAGAACAUGUGUGCACACCUUCCUAGAUCACCAAGACCAGGUUUGGGGCGUAAAAUACAACAAGAAUGGAUCCAAAAUUGUCUCUGUCGCCGAUGAUCAGGAAAUUCACGUGUAUGAUUGUCCUAUUUGAUACUCGUGCUCCAAAGGAGGAGAUUUGCGCACACACUUUCCUCUUUAAGAGACACUUUUACUUAUCAAACUGUAUGUUGCUGUUAAGCAACAGGUGCCCUCAUAAGCAAGUUAUGUCAUUUUUCUUUGCACCUUUAAAGUGUUACAGCUAUGCUUGUGUAAAUAUAAUUUCUGCAUUAAAGCAGAAUAUAUCACUAACAAUUUGACCAUAGUUUAUCCAAAUAAAUCUGGAUUU